Messenger RNA from Myripristis murdjan (pinecone soldierfish), 447 nucleotides. RefSeq names its product dromaiocalcin-1-like. NCBI's taxonomy places the organism in Eukaryota, Metazoa, Chordata, Actinopteri, Holocentriformes, Holocentridae. The record is from RefSeq and is a predicted model, not a curated record. The transcript has 3 exons. Bases 1 to 447 code for a protein of 148 amino acids.
AUGCAUGCCAAUUGUCAGCGUUUCAGCCAUGGAUGUCAGCUCACAGACGCCCCUGGGACAGGAUGGGUGUCACUUCAGCGGGACCUCCGUGGUGCUCAGAGAGUCGAGAUCAUCAUCAAGGAGAAAAAGACGUGGGAGGACGCUCUGGAGCACUGCAGAGAGGAUGACACUGAGCUCACCAGCCUGAUCUCUGAGACUGACCUUCUUCUGGCCCAGAGGGAGAUCUGGAAAGCCCAGACCACUGACCAUGUGUGGAUCGGCCUGCGCUACCUGGCAGACAGCUGGCUGUGGGUGAACGGGGACCCUCUGGAGUACGAGGCCUGGCCCCAGCAAGGAGAUCAGGACCAACGGUGUCCAAACUGGGGUCACACCUGUGGAGCUUUGACCAAAGAGGGUCUGUGGAGGAGCCGGGACUGCCGGGAGAAACUCCACUUUAUCUGCGUCUGA